AUGGGGGGUCGGUUCUACUACCUGAUCCACCCCUCCAAGCUGACCUAUGACGAGGCGGUGGGGGCGUGUCUUAAGGACGGGGCAGAGAUCGCCAAGGUGGGCCAGAUGUAUGCCGCCUGGAAGCUGCUGGGCUACGACCGCUGUGACGCCGGCUGGUUGGCCGACGGCAGCGUCCGUUACCCUAUCUCCCGCCCCCGCCGGCGCUGCAGUCCAACCGAAGCGGCCGUGAGGUUCUCCGGCUUCCCAGACAAGAAACACAAGCUGUACGGAGUGUACUGCUUCAAGGGCCAGCACUGAGCACGCACACGUACGCACACAUACAAAGACAUAGUUAGACACACACACCCACACAGGCAAGCACACACAUACACAUGCACACACAGGCAAAAAAUAUACACACAAAGACCGAUAACACACACAAACACACACAAAUACACACAUGCAUGUUAUCUGUGUGUGCAGGUGCAUAAUAAAGGUGCACACUUAGACACAGGGAGCCCUGUGUU
Gadus chalcogrammus (walleye pollock) is the source of this 506-nucleotide messenger RNA. RefSeq names its product hyaluronan and proteoglycan link protein 1b (gene hapln1b). Gene Ontology annotation, biological process: cell adhesion. The record is from RefSeq and is a predicted model, not a curated record. The transcript is spliced from 2 exons. The coding region runs from base 1 to 297 and encodes 98 amino acids. Lineage: Eukaryota; Metazoa; Chordata; Actinopteri; Gadiformes; Gadidae. Gene Ontology annotation, molecular function: hyaluronic acid binding.